Prorocentrum cordatum is the source of this 724-nucleotide messenger RNA. NCBI's taxonomy places the organism in Eukaryota, Dinophyceae, Prorocentrales, Prorocentraceae. The record is from the annotation of a GenBank genome assembly.
CUCCUGGUGCCUGCGUUAGGGGAGGAGCCCGCGGCGGGCGCGGGCGCGCGGCAGCCCGCGCCGCCGCUCGCGCGCCAGCCAGCAGCGGGCGGGGCCGCGCACGAGAGGGCUGCAGGCCGAGGGCGGUACCGCUGCCGCGCCGCUGCGCUUUGCCCCUGCGCAGGGGAGGCCGCCCUCCCGGCGAUGGGAUGGAGCCGGUGGCGGCGCACGCCGCGCCCGCGGGGCGCUCAGAGGGCGAGGAUGACAACAUGUUCGAGCCCCUCACCCUGUCGCCCCGAACUUGCCAGGCGUUCUGGAGGUGGGCUCGCUGCUUUUGCGUCUACGUCUUCGAUGUGGAGAUGGGCCAGAAGCUCGAGCUUGAGAUGCCCGCGGGUGGCCGCCCCCGCGCGCCCAUUGCCGCGAGGCUCCUGGGCUACCUGGCCUUCCCCGACUCCGGCCCGAGCCGUGGCCACAGCGCGACGGCGGGCGGGCGGGAGGCCGAGACCGCGAUCUUCGGCCUCCGCUUCCGGCGCGACAGCGGCGCCGCCCGCGGCCAGCGGCGCGGGCCGGGCGCCGGCGCCGGCGUCGGCGCGCCGUCCAGCGGGGACUUCAGCUACGGCGUCGCCUGCUUUCGACAGCAGCCCGACGCCACCCGCCCGCGGCACUGCGUGCAGCGCAGCAUCGUGAUUGUAUCACAGCAUGGCCUGGUGUCCUUCUUCUCGAAGGCCAUGCGCCAUGUAGGACA